Suricata suricatta (meerkat) is the source of this 2511-nucleotide messenger RNA. RefSeq names its product cytochrome P450 4A11-like. NCBI's taxonomy places the organism in Eukaryota, Metazoa, Chordata, Mammalia, Carnivora, Herpestidae. The transcript has 12 exons. The record is from RefSeq and is a predicted model, not a curated record. Gene Ontology annotation, molecular function: monooxygenase activity; oxidoreductase activity, acting on paired donors, with incorporation or reduction of molecular oxygen; heme binding. The coding region runs from base 40 to 1569 and encodes 509 amino acids.
GACAGACAGAAAGAGCCAGCAAUCCAGAAGUCCCUGACCAUGAGUGUCUUUAUGCUGAGCUUCACCAGACCCCUGGGCAGUGUCUCUGGGAUCCUGCAAGUGGCCUCCCUGCUAGGCCUGGCUCUGCUGUUGCUCAAGGCAGCACAGCUCUACCUGCGCAGGCAGUGGCUGCUCAAAGCUGUCCAGCACUUCCCAUACCCUCCUUCUCACUGGCUCUUCGGGCACAUCCAGGAGUUUCAAAAAGAAGAGGAACUGCAAUGCCUAAGGAAAUGGGUAGAGAAAUUCCCACGUGCCUGUCCUCGCUGGAUGUGGGGAACAGAGGUGGAGCUCAUAGUCUAUGAUCCUGACUACAUGAAACUGAUCCUGGGACGAUCUGACCCAAAGUCUCAUGACUCCUACAGAUUCCUGGCUCCUUGGAUAGGGUAUGGUUUGCUCCUGUUGAAUGGGCAGAAGUGGUUCCAGCACCGACGAAUGCUGACCCCAGCCUUCCACUAUGACAUCCUGAAGCCCUACGUGGGGCUCAUGUCCGACUCUGUCCACCUGAUGCUUGACAAAUGGGAGGACCUCAUCAAAGAGAAUUCAUAUGUGGAGAUCUUUGAACAUGUCUCCUUGAUGACUUUGGAUACCAUUAUGAAAUGCGCCUUCAGCUACCAUGGCAGACAUCAAGAAGACAGGAUCUCCCAGGCCUACAUCCAGACCAUUCAAGACCUGAGCAACCUGUUUUUUUCCCGAGUGAGGAAUGCUUUCCUCCAGAAUGACAUCAUCUACAGGCUGACCCCUGAAGGCCGCUGGAACCACCGGGCCUGCCAGCUAGCCCAUCAACACUCAGACCGAGUGAUCAAGAUGAGGAAAGCGCAGCUUCAGGAGAGAGAGCUGGAGAAGCUCAGGAUCAAGAGGCACUUGGACUUCUUGGACAUACUCCUCUUUGCCAAGAUGGAGGAUGGGAGCAGCUUGUCUGACAAGGACCUCCGUGCCGAAGUGGACACGUUCAUGUUUGAGGGCCAUGACACCACAGCCAGUGGCAUCUCCUGGAUCCUCUAUGCCCUGGCCACACACCCCGAGCACCAGCAAAGGUGCCGGCAGGAGGUCCAGAGCUUGCUGGGGGAUGGAGCCUCCAUCACCUGGGACCACCUAGAUCAGAUGCCCUACACCACCAUGUGCAUCAAAGAGGCACUGCGACUCUAUCCACCAGUUCCAGGUAUUGGCAGAAAACUCAGCAAGCCCAUCACCUUCCCUGAUGGACGCUCCUUACCCAAAGGAUUCUUACUCACGCUCUCUUUUUAUGGCCUUCACCACAACCCGAAGGUGUGGCCAAACCCAGAGGUGUUUGAUCCUUUACGGUUUGCACCAGGUUCUGCUCAACACAGCCAUGCUUUCCUGCCUUUCUCAGGAGGAUCAAGGAACUGCAUUGGGAAGCAGUUUGCCAUGAAUGAGAUGAAGGUGGCGGUGGCCAUGACCCUUCUCCGUUUUGAGCUGGCACCAGAUCCUUCCAGGGUCCCUGUUCCCUGGCCAAGAAUUGUGUUGAGGUCCAAGAAUGGGAUCCACCUGCAUCUCAGGAAGCUCCUCUAAAGCCUGUGCAGACAAGAAUGAGCCACAAAGGCCUCCUGCCCGCCUCCCUGAUCUCCUCCUCCAGCCCAUCAAUAUCUUCCCUUCUCUGUCUCACCCUUUUCCAAGAUUCCUACUUGUUUGCUGCUACCAUCUUCCUACUCAGUUGUAGCUCUGACUGCAUGUAAUUCUUGAUUAUGCUCCUAUUCCCCAGCUUGUCUGUCCUCUCAUCUUGUUUUUCCUUCCUCCCUCUGGUCUGUCCCUUUAAUGCCUUCUCUUGCUGCUUUAUCAAAUGACACAAACUUAGUCCCUUAAAAGAGCUCAAACUCAUCAUGUUAUAGUUCAAGAGACCAGAAAUCUGAAAAGGGUCUCACUGGGCCACAACCAAGGUGUUGCAGAAGCUCUAAGGGAGAAAGUCUUCUCUUGCAUUUUCCACUGUCUAAAAGUUUGCCCUUAAGGCUAUUCAAUGAGAGUAUUUGGCCUCUGUGUUUUUCAAGGAAAUAUCCUUUUCUUAAAUUCAAUCAACUAUAGAUGUUAACCAUAUCUAUAAAAUCUAUAAAAUUUUUAGUGCAACACCUAUACUUUUGUUUAAUUGAAUAACUGGUACUACAGCCAAUCCAAGUCAAUCCCAAAACCUGCUUGCACAGUCCAACUAUAGUCCACUGGCAUUCAUACACCUUAAACCAUACUCAAUCUGCCAAUGAACUAGAAUAAAGUUAUCCUUCAACUGUCUUUCAUAUAAUCUAAAGUGUAUUGAGCCUUGUCUCCAAUAACAAAGGAACAUCAUUGGAGGGUAUACUUUCACUCUCUGAAAUUCUGUACCUUCAAGACUAUGAUACAAAUUUAACUAAUAUUACUACAUUUACCUUUUAUGUGGAGGAUGUAAAACAAGGAAGAAGACAAUCUGACACAGGUGCAUACAUGUAUAAUCAUAUUCAUAAUAAAUAAGGGGAAAUGCUACAAUUA